CGCCGUCUUCCUGCACUUCGGUCACACUGGCAGCGAGCAAAGCGCGAGACGAGUACCCAGACGCCACAAAAUUUGGGUGAAAACAAUUGGAAUUGCACGGCAUCCAAUCAAUCUAAACGAAAACUAAAAUGGGCAAGGAAAAGGCUGCCAAAUCCUACAGCAUUGGCGACCUGGUGUUCGCCAAGGUGAAAGGUUACCCGCCAUGGCCGGCGAAGAUAACCAAGAUUAACAACAACAAGAAGUAUAAUGUUUACUUUUACGGAACUGGGGAGACGGCCAACAUCAAGGUGGAGGAUCUCUUCCCGUAUGCAGACAACAAGGAGAAAUUCGCCACCGAGAAGAUCAUGAAGCGGGCCAAGUUCAUCGAGGCCAUCGAGCAGAUUGAGAGCGCCCUGCGCGGCGAGGAUUCGGCGCCCAUCGAUUUGUCCGGCGCCGAGGAGCCAGUUGCUCCGCCCACCGCCGCCGCCGAACCUAUCAAGAAAGAGGAACCCAAGGUGCCAGAGGCCACAACUACUGCACCGGCUCCAGCUCCUCCUGCUGUGGCGGAUAAACCCAAAAAGAGCGGGAACCGGAAGUCGAAAGCACCACCACGCCAUGUGGACGGUGACAGCGAGGGCGGAGCUGACGCCGCUGGAGGACCUUCCUCAUCCGAGCCAGCACCCCCUCCACCCAAGCGACGUGUCCCUACCGAGGGUCUCAGUUCCGCCUCGGCCAUCCCGGCACCCAAUCCAGCACCGUCUGCAGCGGCCACCACAUCCACCAAGAAAUCCGUGAAGAAAUCCAAGCCCACGGCAGCAGUUACUCCCAUCCAGAAGAGGGCAAGGCCAAUCAAUAACAUCCGGAACGAAAUGCUAAUGGUUUACAUGCCCACUGCUAAGUGCUUGGGCAUUGAUAUAAACUACAACAAGCCGGACAUCUUCGAGAGCGCCUCUGCUGAGGAGGCUUGGGUGGAGAAGGCUCGCAAGGAAGCCAUGGAGCUCAAGCUAAAGCUGGAAAGUGGUCAACUCGAGCCGGAGAGCAUGCCUGAGAGGAUAGUGGUGGAACCAACGCGCAGCGAGAUUCCCAAGCAGGAGGCCUUGCGGUUCAUCGAGGAGCUAAUUGAGCACGAGGAUGCUCUGUUCAUGGAACGCGACUUUAUUCAACUUUCCCAGCAGCUGCGCGAAUGCUUGGGAUUGCGUCGAGCCAAUGUGGGCAAGUGCUUGGAGAUCCUUGAUCAGUUCAAGGAGGUGGAGUUCACCAAGUUGAUGCUCCUGCGCAAUCCGGAGUGCGUUGACAUCAUGCGACGACUUCGACGAUAUGUGGGCAAUCUAGAGCUCUGGAAGAUGGACCUAUCCGACGAAGUGGAGUUCAAGGAAAAGGCACAGGUCAUUCGCAAGGUGUCCUCUGGUAUAUACGAUGGCUUCAAGGGUCUCUUUAACCCAGAGCCGGAGAGUGAGGAUAAUUUUUGGAUUGACUUUUGCGAGAAGGUUAAAAUCUACAAGACCUACACGAAAAAUAUGAACGAAAACCUUCGCGUCGGGAUGAACGAGCGCGGCUACAACAACCUCGUUGUGGCCAAGGAAGGCUCCGCUUCCGCAGAGCCCAUUCCGCAGUAGAUCAGUGUUUUUGUGGGCCAGUUCUGCUGGUCCAACUGUACGAUAAGUUACUCCUAAGCGUUGGUUAAUUUGGGCAAUUUGAAGACCUUGCUCUAGACGACGAAGUUUCGAUAAGCCUUGUGCUACUGCUUAAUUUCUAGGAUUAAAAUUCAUUUAAUUUCCAUAUAUGAAAUCCAAUUUUUUAUCGUUUGCCUACCAGGUGCAUAUCAUUGCAGCUCUUGAGAUGGGAUCGUGCAGCACCCGCUUAAUAGACAUUAAAAAAGCUUCUCAGCUUCAGACCCGUAAUUAUUUACUAAGUGUGUAGAUGUUUUGAUUAAUAUUGAAUUAAAUAUAGAUGGUACAUACUCUCAA
This is a messenger RNA of Drosophila rhopaloa, 1946 nucleotides long. RefSeq names its product PC4 and SFRS1-interacting protein (gene Jasper). Gene Ontology annotation, molecular function: double-stranded DNA binding; transcription coregulator activity. Gene Ontology annotation, cellular component: nucleus. The coding region runs from base 129 to 1595 and encodes 488 amino acids. NCBI's taxonomy places the organism in Eukaryota, Metazoa, Arthropoda, Insecta, Diptera, Drosophilidae. Gene Ontology annotation, biological process: regulation of transcription by RNA polymerase II. The record is from RefSeq and is a predicted model, not a curated record. The transcript has 3 exons.